This is a messenger RNA of Alligator sinensis (Chinese alligator), 1677 nucleotides long. It is a transcript of the gene RBPJL, whose product is annotated as recombination signal binding protein for immunoglobulin kappa J region like. The transcript is spliced from 11 exons. The record is from RefSeq and is a predicted model, not a curated record. Bases 1 to 1422 code for a protein of 473 amino acids. Gene Ontology annotation, molecular function: RNA polymerase II cis-regulatory region sequence-specific DNA binding; DNA-binding transcription activator activity, RNA polymerase II-specific. NCBI's taxonomy places the organism in Eukaryota, Metazoa, Chordata, Crocodylia, Alligatoridae. Gene Ontology annotation, biological process: regulation of transcription by RNA polymerase II. Gene Ontology annotation, cellular component: nucleus.
AUGAAUGAAUUAUCCAUUCCAGACCAAAAUCACCUGCUUCGAGAUGGAGUGCGCAGAUACCUGCAACUUCCAGCUGACCAGACUGUGCUGAUAUUGCAUGCAAAAGUUGCACAGAAAUCAUAUGGCAAUGAAAAAAGGUUUUUCUGCCCCCCACCUUGCGUUUACCUGACUGGACCAGGAUGGAAACUAAAACAGGAACAAGUGAAAGCGAGUAAUCUUGGAGAGGCUGGUUUCAGGGUGUGUGGAUACAUGGGACUCGACAGUGUGGGCAGCAGCCAUUUGGAGACCCAGAAACUGAACUUUGAGGAACAGCCUGACUCCAAGGAGUUCAGCUGUGCCAAGGCACUCUACAUCUCAGAUGCUGACAAGCGGAAACACUUCCGGCUGGUUCUGAAGCUUUUCUUCAGCAAUGGGCAAGAGAUCGGCACUUUCCACAGCAAGCUGAUCAAAGUGAUCUCCAAGCCCUCUCAAAAGAAGCAGUCUCUGAAGAACACAGAUUUGUGCAUCUCAUCUGGGUCUAAGGUUUCCCUCUUUAACCGCCUGCGCUCCCAGACAGUCAGCACCCGCUACCUGUCUGUAGAAGGCGGCGCUUUCAUCGCCAGUGCAAGGCAGUGGGCAGCAUUUACACUCCACCUGGCCGAUGAGCACUGCAUCCAGGGUGAGUUCCCUCUGCGGGAAGGGUACGUUCGCUACGGCUCAGUAGUUCAGCUCAUCUGCACAGCUACCGGCGUCAUGCUGCCUCCCCUGAUCAUUCGGAAAGUCACCAAGCAGUAUGCCCUGCUGGAUGUGGAUGAGCCCAUCUCCCAGCUCCACAAGUGCGCGUUCCAGUUCCAGGGCAGUGAUGGGAUGUACUUGUGCCUCUCGACGGAGAAAGUGAUCCAGUUCCAGGCAUCUCCAUGCCCAAAGGAAGCAAACCGUGAGCUGCUGAAUGAUGGCUCCUGCUGGACAAUCAUUGGAACAGAGACUGUGGAAUACACCUUCAGCGACAGCCUGGCCUGUAUUCAGGACCUUGUGAGCCCUGUCCCACUCAUAACCACCCUGCAGCUGACUGGUGGAGGGGACGUGGCCAUGCUGGAGGUGCAGGGCGAGUAUUUCCAUGCAAACCUGAAGGUCUGGUUUGGGGAUGUGGAAGCUGAGACCAUGUACAGGAACUCCAAGUCCUUAGUGUGCGUCGUCCCCGACGUCUCUGCAUUUGGCAGCGACUGGCGAUGGCUGAGAUACCCCAUCACAGUGCCUCUGUUGCUGAUAAGGAAUGAUGGACUUAUCUACUCCAGUACAUUCACCUUUACAUAUACUCCAGAGCAGAGCUUUCUCCCUGGCCAGCAGGUCCUCCCAGAGCUGCCACAGGACUCUGAUGCCUUGCUUGACAGCAUCCAUCAGGAAUUCACCAGGACCAAUUUUCACCUUUUCAUGCAGAGUUAGAAAGCCCAGAAGAGAGAGACAGGGCUUGGGAAAGUUCUGGUACAAUCUGUGAGGAACGGACAUCAGCUCUUAGAGUUGGGUACCAAUGUCCCCCAGUGUGUAUGAAGGCCUGGGGUUAGGCCCACUCUGAGCACUCUGUCCACAUCUAGAAAACCAAGCACAUUUUUUGAUUUGAUAAGAAUAUUUUUCAAAGGAACAGUUGCCUCCUGUAAAAUUCACUAACAAAAUGGCCCACAAUAAAACAUGCUUCCAGGA